Messenger RNA from Leishmania braziliensis MHOM/BR/75/M2904, 1683 nucleotides. RefSeq names its product putative delta-1-pyrroline-5-carboxylate dehydrogenase. Gene Ontology annotation, cellular component: mitochondrial matrix. Lineage: Eukaryota; Euglenozoa; Kinetoplastea; Trypanosomatida; Trypanosomatidae. The coding region runs from base 1 to 1683 and encodes 560 amino acids. Gene Ontology annotation, molecular function: L-glutamate gamma-semialdehyde dehydrogenase (NAD+) activity. The transcript has a single exon. The record is from RefSeq and is a predicted model, not a curated record.
AUGCUACGCCGUACCGUGCCCUUUGCUUUCGCGGCCUUCAAGUGUCCGCCUGUGCUGAAUGAGCCCAUGGACAACUUCGAGCCGGGCUCUGCCUCGGCGAAGGGGACGCUGGAGGCCUGUAAGGCGGCUCGCGCAGAGGUGCGGGAGUGCCCAAUCAUGAUUGGCGGCAAGCCGUACACCACCUCGAACGUCAUCAAGGGCAUCAUUCCCUCGGAUCAUCAGGUGCAGAUAGCCAAAGCCUACAACGCGACGCCGGAGCUCGCGAAGAAGGCGGUGGAAACGGCGGUGGAGGCCUCGAAGGAGUGGAGUCAGGUGCCUUUCCGCGACCGCGCGGCCAUCUUCUAUAAGGCCGCGCACCUCCUAUCGACCAAGUACCGCCACGAGAUGCGUGCGGCAACAAUACUGGGCCAGAGCAAAAACCCGUGGCAGGCGGAGAUCGACUGCAUCGCGGAGGCGUGCGACUUCAUUCGCUGGAACAUCCACUUUGCCGAGGAGCUCUACGCACAGCAGCCCCGUUCAGUUCCGAACAGCGGCGUGUGGAACACGACGGACUACCGCCCACUCGAGGGGUUUGUGUCAGCCAUCACACCGUUCAAUUUCACGGCCAUCGCCGCGAACCUCGCUGGCACGCCGGCGCUGAUGGGCAACACGGUGGUCUGGAAGCCGAGCCCAACAGCGGUGCUCUCGAACUACCUGAUGUACAUGAUUAUGGAGGAGGCAGGGCUGCCGGCUGGCGUCAUCAAUUUCCUGCCGUGCGAGCCAGCGGUGAUGGACAGCGCCGUGAACGCCGACCCGCGCCUCGCCGCUGUCGUCUUCACCGGCUCGACUCGCGUCUUUACCGAGAUCAACAAGAACAUCUACGGCCGCCUCGAAACGUACCGGAACUUCCCACGCAUCUCUGGCGAGACGGGCGGGAAGGACUUUCACCUUGUCCACCCUUCCGCCGACAUCACUCACGUGGCGGCCUGCACCACCCGUGGCGCCUUCGAGUAUCAAGGACAGAAGUGCAGUGCGUGCUCGCGGCUCUACGCGCCCAGGAGCUGCUGGAAUGCGCUGAAGGCGCUGCUCGUCAAGGGUCAGAAGCAGAUCAAGAUGGGCCAGCCGGACGACUUCCGCAACUUCAUGGGCGCCGUCAUCGACGAGGCGUCCUUUCAGAAAAAUAAAACGCACAUCGAAGUCGCCAAGGCGGAGGCGAACAAUUACGACAUCGUUGUGGGAGGCAAGUGUGACAAGUCGACGGGGUACUUCAUUGACCCAACCAUCGUCGAGACACGCGAUCCACGUGCGCGGCUCAUGCGGGAGGAGAUUUUUGGCCCUGUGUUGACAGUGUUUGUGUAUGAUGACAGCAAGCCCGGGUACUGGAAGGAGGUGUGCGAGCUCGUCGACUCGACAACGAAGUACGGCCUCACCGGCGCCGUCUUCUCGCGCGAGCGUGCGCCGAUCCGGGAGGCGGACAAGUACCUGCGCUACGCGGCAGGUAACUACUACGUGAACGAUAAGUGCACCGGUGCCGUCGUUGGUCAGCAGCCGUUCGGUGGCUCGCGCUUGAGCGGCUCGAACGACAAGCCGGGUGCUGGCCAGUUCGUCACCCGCUUCGUCUCGGCCCGCUCCAUCAAGGAGAACUUCGAUGUGAUGCCUACCAUCUCGUACCCGCACCAGCUGCCCGACGUGUACACGCUCUAG